Phytophthora sojae is the source of this 405-nucleotide messenger RNA. RefSeq lists its product as hypothetical. The transcript has 4 exons. Gene Ontology annotation, biological process: regulation of DNA-templated transcription. Lineage: Eukaryota; Oomycota; Peronosporomycetes; Peronosporales; Peronosporaceae. Gene Ontology annotation, molecular function: histone H3K36 methyltransferase activity; protein binding. Gene Ontology annotation, cellular component: nucleus; chromatin. Bases 1 to 405 code for a protein of 134 amino acids. The record is from RefSeq and is a predicted model, not a curated record.
AUGAAGGCAACCGAAAACUGCUCCAACGGAGGGGUGUGUGGUGUUGCCGCUAGUGUAAAGAUUCCUCGUGACGCAUUCGUCAUUGAGUAUGUUGGGGAACUCGUAGAUGAAGCUGAAAAGCGGCGUCAAAACUACCCUGACUACACAAUGCAGAUACGCGAGCCUACAACGGACCACCGAGUAUUUUACAUUGAUGCUACGGCCUGCGACAAUGAAAGCCGAUUCUUUCGUUGUGGGAACGCUACGCGAGUCGGCAUAUUCACCCUCCAGGAUAUUGAGCCACUACAGGAACUGUCGGUCGACUAUCGAGCCGCUGCCAAGAAUAACCAGCUAUGGUUCCGAUGCCGGUGCGGAUCACCGCGCUGUGUCGCGCACUACUUCACCAAAAAGGCUAGGUAUAACUAA